GCAGAGCAGAGAAGAUUGAUGCCAAUCUGCAUCUUUCGGUUGGUACAAGGGUGAUCGGCGAUGAAGAAGCGACCGCUGGACCGAACGAAGGUGGUUUGGCGUCACUUGCCACCGUCGAUUACGCAGGCAUUUCUGACCGAGCAAAUCGACAAUGUCUUCUCCGGGCGGUACCACUGGGUCUCUUUCCGUCCUGGCAAGAGCAGGUUAAGGGGGCCUUCGCUUGCUCUGUUCUUGGUCAGGUAUUGUCUCCUUUAAUUUCAUGUAUCGCCGUAGCCCACAGGUUGUUUUGCGUUUCUUUUUUUCGGUUCUUGAGGUGAGGGGUGCUUUUGAAUGGCUCUGUAGUUACUUAUGCAAACACAACAGGGUAAGUGAGAGUUAGAACCGAGAAGUCCAUGACUAUUGAGGUUGAGGUGGAAGUUGAAUGGCACAUAUGCCCGUUGUUACUCCUUGGAAAUUGUUGAAUGCCAGGGGAUAGGUCCUUUGGCUUGAUUGCAUAAUUUGAAUGAAAGUGAAUCCAUUAGGACAAUCACGGCGGCCUGUCUAUUAUGCACGUGCUAAUAGAUUCGACAUGAUUUUAAUUUGUACAUUAGAGUCUUGCAAGGAGUGAGUUGUCAUCACCAAACGUGGCUGUAGUUUUGUUGCUCCAUAGUUUAACCCCUUGGCAUUCUGAAGGUCUUUCGGUAAAUUUUCUCCUGUUCUUGUAAAAUGGGGGUGACAUUGUAUGAUCCUCACAUCUUAGACUCAAAAUCCAGCUCAACAUUGCGGUUCUUAAAUGAGGUUUCUUUUGGUAUUUCUCGAUAUAUUCUGCUGGAACUUCCCUCACCCCUUCUCUUUUGUGAACGCCUUGCAUGCUUGCUAAUGUAGAUUCCCCAUCUGUGCACUGUAAUUUGUCUGCAUGUGAACCUGCAUGGUCUACCUAGCAUCUAUGGCUUGGGUUUAAUUGAAUUCUGGCCCACUGUUUUGAUGCUUUCCUCUAUUAUCUUGAAGAUAAUGUUGUGAGAGGACGUGCAUCAUCUCACUCUGUUUUCCUUGACAUAUUGUAGCCAGAAGCGCUAUACUUUUUCUAGAGCCUAUAUCAAGUUCAAGAGGCUGGAAGAUGUUACUGAAUUUGCGGGGUUCUUUAAUGGGCACGUGUUUAUGAACGAGAAGGGUAGUUUUGACUAGAUUCAUUUCAAAUACUUUGUUAUGGUGCUGUGAAUUUUGUGCAUACUUGAGAAAGCGAAUUUAGUUCCAGUUGGUCAUCAUGCAACUCUUCAACUAAAUCUCAGUAACACCCAUGGAUCUAUCGCCUGUUAAAGUAGUGUACUUUAGAAAGUGUUCUUCUGCUUAAGUUAGUGGUUAUACUUUUUUCCCAGGAUAUAUUUCUGCAGAAUUGAAUUCUGGGUCAUGGAAUCCUUUUGGACUGAAUACUUCAACAAUUUACACAAAGAAAUGACCUUCAAAGAGUGAAAAAAUAAUCUUAAAUGUUGGUUCUUUUUCUAAUCCAUUUCAGGUGCUCAUUUUAAAACAAUUGUUGAGUAUGCUCCUUUUCAAUGAUUUCCGGCCCAACGUUUAAGGAAAGAUAGUCGUGAAGGGACCCUAAUUACAGGUACCACUUUACCAGCUUUACCAUGCUGCAUGUGUGCAUGUUUGUAGAAUGAUUAGGUAAUAAUUCCUCCACACCUUCCAGAUCCUGAGUAUAUUGAAUUCCUCAAAUUAUUGGUAAAGCCUGUUGAGAGUCUUCCCAGUGUGGAGAUACAGCUGGAGAGAAGAAAGACAGCGGGAUCCGGUCUGUUAAAGUUUUCCUGAAUAUCACUUUGCGAAAAGAAAUCAUGAGAGGAGCUGACUGGAACAUUAUUUGAUCUUUCACUAUGCAUUCGUAGGUGCUGCAGAAGGUGUUCCUAUUGUUACAAUGCCUCUGAUGGAUUAUGUUCGUCGAAAAAGAGCUUCUAAGGUAGUUACAGUCUGUAUUAUUGGAUCAAAUAGAUCUUUGCACCUGUGAGGAACUGAGAGUUUGGGUAAUGUCUGGGUUACGUGCUCUGGCCAUACUAAAUUUACUUUACUUGGUAUAUGAGUUGUCACAUGGUCAAAUGCUGAGAAGUUUACUGGAAUAGGGGUAAAGCAAUCAAACUGACUGUGCUGUAAAUGGAUGCUAGCUUUUGCUCUAGUUUUGUGAAACCUGAGUAAAAUUAACCUAAAUAUGAUGAAAAAAAUAAUACAUUGUCAUAAUGAUCUGCACUUGGGGCUUGAAUGAUGCUUUAGCUUGUUGAAUAUGAAAAUACUGUUCAUGGUUGAAAGAAUGGCUCGCAGUGAAGUUCCUUCGAAAGUUUACUUUUAUUGACAAUGAAAGAGUUGGUUUCAGUGCUUCUGUUCUGAUUUUUGGGUUAUAUUCUUUGGGUUAUACUAUUCCUUGUUUGAUGUUUGCAUGCAAAGUGGAUAUGACCUCCAUCUGACUCCAAUUGUUGUAUGGAAUGGAACUACAAGACACCAUUAUGUGAUGUGAUAGUGACAAUUAUAGAGUGUUCGUCUUCCAGGAUAGUUUUGACCUUCUUUCCCAUUUGUCAGAGGUUAAGGACAAGAGGCAAAUUGAAGGAAAAAGCUGGGAAAUCAUCAGCUGAAACUAGGCCUUCAUUAUUAUCUAAACUCAAUAGUGAAAAGAGAAGGACUUCCACAACAACGUGUGUUCUAACUGACACGGCAAGAAAAAGUCGCAGAAUAGAGAAAGCGACUUGCAAUUUGAUUGCAAAAGUAGAGAAGUUACAGCUUUCUAACAAAUCUAAUACCUUGGGGCCCACGUUUCCAGCUGAACUCUUGGGUGGUGACAGUGGAGUAGCUGGUUUUGACAAUUGCAGGAACAAGAAAAUCCAGCUUUCAAAAAGGAAGGUCUUUGGUGGUAUUGCACCGCGGCUAUUCCAAGAAAAACACAUGACGGUUCCAUCUGCUGAAAAGCAUGAUCAUCGAAGUGAAAAACGUAAUCUUGUAAAUCAAGAUGUGCGUAAAUAUCUGCCUGAGAUUCAUCUAGGAAAUGAAAAAAGACCACCUGGGGCCCCACUUGUACAACCAUCUGUAAAAGAUGCAAACAAUGCCUCUGAUGUGGUUUUUGAGAAUGACUUACUUGAUUUGGGAGAUGAGAAACUGGAAACUCGAAUAAGGUAGAAGGAUCAAGUCAUUAGACCUGACCAUGGUGUAAGGCACCUUUGCUUUGUCAAUCGGAGGGAUCAAAUGCAAACGAUGAGGUUCUGUCCUCGUUGACAUUUAUUUCUGGUAAAUGUCUCUUAGAGUCUUCAGAUGGUAAGGAUAUGUUUGUAUUUCUUUGUAUUGUAGUAUUUCAGAUUUUGUUGUCUCCUCUGCAUUCAAUUGGACGCUAUCUUCCAGGAGGCAAUGCAGAUCCUCAAGUUACCAUUUCAGCAGUUAGGAGCUCUAGAGUGAGAAAAAGAAACAGC
Molecule: messenger RNA, 3422 nt
Organism: Syzygium oleosum
Lineage: Eukaryota; Viridiplantae; Streptophyta; Magnoliopsida; Myrtales; Myrtaceae
Exons: 4
Coding region: 2446-3135 (229 amino acids)
Source: RefSeq, a predicted model, not a curated record